AUGUCGUCGCCAGAAGCCCGCUUCGCGAUCAACAAAUCUCGAAUACUAGCUGAGAUUGCCUCUACAGCUCCUGAUGCAUCCCCCAAGGGAUCAAUCGAUGUUCAAAUUCUCCCACUAAUUAACCAAUUAAAUCAACAUGAUCGGCUGUUUACAACAAGUAGCUGUAGCGGCAGAAUCAGCGUCUUUUUUGAGGGUGUGAAGAAGAGUAUAGAACCAAUUGGCUCCGAGGAAUUACAAGGGGAUGAUCGAGGAAACAGAGCCAGCCAGGCCGGAAUUGGGGGGAAGGGAGAGGGCGGGAAAUGGUUAUUCGUCUCUCAUGACCCCGUGAGCGACGUGGAAAAGAAAAGUAAUCGAGAAAUUGCCGAAAUUCUUUUCAGAGGUGAAAAGGAUAAAGCAGUUACAGAUAUUGCUAGCAACAAGGGAGGGCUAUGCGAGCCUGUAGAGCUAGAAAUGGGUGAUGUAGUGGAUUUCGAUAUCUCAUCUACCACCCGUUUUGUGCAUCUGAAGUUUGAGCCAAUGAUUCUUCACAUCCAGACUGCCGACCUUAAAACAGCCAAUGAAAUUCUCACGGUGGCCCUGUCAGUGGGCUUUCGUGAGUCAGGAAUAAUGAAUCCUGGUCUUAAGGCGUCCUCAUUUCCAAUGGUUGCGAUACGCUGCAAUGGCCUCAUUAUGGAUUCGAUCAUCGGCAUAAUUGAACACCCCAAUGGACAGAUAAGAAAGCUAGUUGACGACAUAUAUUUAAAAACCUUGCUCAAGGUUUGCAACCUCAGGUUCAAGGAGAACCAGCGAAGAAUUGAUGCAUUCACUACAAAAAUUGGGGAAACUUUAUUUAGUAGUGGCACCAGAAAAAGUGAAGGCUACGAAGAUAAAGAGAUAAGGAAAGCAAGGAAGCGAGAAGAGGGGCUAAGAAAACAGAGAGAGUUAAGGUCCAGGGAGCAAGACUAG
Molecule: messenger RNA, 945 nt
Organism: Morchella importuna
Lineage: Eukaryota; Fungi; Ascomycota; Pezizomycetes; Pezizales; Morchellaceae
Exons: 2
Coding region: 1-945 (314 amino acids)
Biological process (GO): tRNA methylation
Cellular component (GO): cytoplasm
Molecular function (GO): tRNA methyltransferase activity
Source: RefSeq, a predicted model, not a curated record